Molecule: messenger RNA, 2219 nt
Organism: Mercenaria mercenaria
Lineage: Eukaryota; Metazoa; Mollusca; Bivalvia; Venerida; Veneridae
Exons: 14
Coding region: 177-2204 (675 amino acids)
Cellular component (GO): membrane
Source: RefSeq, a predicted model, not a curated record
CACCACUUGUCUCAACCAAUGAUAUGAUAUUUUGAUAUAAAAUUAAAUCAUCUGUUAAGCCAUUAUUUGUCGUUUUUCUUUCGAAACGAUUGUCUUUAAUUUAGUAAUAUUUGAGGAAAAAACAAUACGAGAUUUUUGCAUACAUUGUGUAAAGAAGUCAUUAAUUAGAGUGGGGGAUGGACAAGUUGCUCAUUUUCUUACUUUCUGUUGUGGCACUGACUGUACCUGGAGUACACACGACACAUUUCCGAGGGGCAAUCAUUUCGUGGAGGCCUGGAUCUGCAAAGGAUGAAAUAAUCAUUGAUUACCGCAUAUCAUGGAGGCGGAGCUCGAAUGGCCACUAUUGUGAUAGUUCUACAAUACAAAAUGGCGAGACCGUUUUAGGUGAAGGAUCCCUGAGCUGUUUUAACAAUUGUCAGGGUAGCCUGGGUUCUCUGCACUACCAAUGUACAGACUAUAGUUUAACUGAAGACUGGACCUCUGGUAAAGGCAGGCUGAUCAAAACAUUAACUCUAAGGCUGCAAAAUUCAACUCACUUCGAAUUCGGAUAUGAUAGCGGCAACUGGAUAAGUUCCUUGAUUACUGGUGGUGACGGCGAUUGGCAACUAAGGGUAAAAGGUGAUCUUGCUGCCAGAAAUGAUACCGGUACAAUCAAUUCCUCUCCAAGCGCAGAAAUAACGCCAAUCGUCAGGCUUCAAUACGGAUGCCACCAUACCAUUAAAAUACCAGUUUCAGAUCCCGAUCAAGACAUUGUUAAAUGUCGUUGGGCCUCCAGUUACCAAAAUGAAUGUGGAGAUGUUUGUAAUGGCUUUCCAAAUGCUUACUUAAACAAUACAGCAUGUACAUUGACCUACGACGCUUCGUACUCUACUGGUUGGUACGCUGUAGCGAUUCAAGUUGAAGACUAUGCAAAUGUAAACGCCAGCCAACCCUUGAGUAGCAUCCCUGUGCAAUUCCUUGUCCAAGUGUAUCAGUCCAGCGACUCCUGUUCCGUAAAGCCAGAAAUCAUUGAUCCAUCGCCAAUAGACGGUGCAUGCAUUGUUGUUCCAGUCAAUGAAACUUUUGAGUCAACCAUCACGGCCCAAAUCAGAGGUUCAAACAGAAGUAUAGCUGAGAUCAAGACGACCUCUCCUCUAGGGAUGGUUAAAUCACCAUUAAUGCAGAUAAAUUCAACCACUUGGCAGGUCAAUGUCACAUGGGCACCGACUGCUAUCAAUGAUACAAGCAACGUGUUUUGUUACACAGCGACAGACACAUUCGGACAACAGAGUGUCAGAAGGUGCAUAACAUUGUUAUCAGGAGUUUCGAAGCCUAUGUUUAUUGAUGGGUACGGGUUUCCGUCUCCAACUGGAAUUGUUUCGCCAGAUCAAAGACAUUGGACAGUAGCAGUGGAUAGUCCGUUUGUACGAGGUUCACAGCAUUCUUAUAUCCGGUUGUAUAGCGAAAGAGGUUCACUUCUUGAGACUAUCGACGCCUCUGAUAGCCGAAGAGUCACACUCAACUCGUAUAAUCAGUCUCUUGAAUUUACCACUUCAACAUCUCUUCACGAAAAUCAGUCAUAUUACUUUCUUUUUGAUUCAGGUGUCUUGAGAAGCGCCGCGUACUGUGGUACAGAUUCAGAAGAAAUAAGAGACCCAUACUUCUGGCGAUUUUCUACAGAAGCUGUGCCAAUUCGCCUUGUAAAUGGGCCGAAUAAGUAUUCUGGGCGGGUUGAAGUCUUCCAUGGCGGAGCUUGGGGGACCGUUUGUGAUGACUAUUUCGACCGUAACGAUGCUGAGGUCAUUUGUCGAAUGCUAGGAUUAUCUACCAAUGACAGCAAAAUAGAAGCAUUUCAACAAGCACAUUUCGGCCAGGGUAGCGGGAGAAUUGUCUUAGAUGACCUGGAAUGUUAUGGUUAUGAAUCUAGCCUAGAGCAUUGUCAUUCCUCUGGCUGGAUGAUUGAGAACUGUGGACACCAAGAGGAUGCAGGUGUCUCAUGUCAUGCCACAAUACGCUUGGUCGACGGAAGCAGUAAUUACUCAGGUCGGGUGGAAGUGUACCAUGAUGGAGAAUGGGGGACUGUAUGUGAUGAUAGUUUUGGUCUGAAUGAUGCAAAGUUUAUCUGCAGACAACUAGGGAUGUAUUAUGGAGAUAGGUAUAGUAUAAUAUUCAUUGUUAUCAUGCGUAUAAUAGAGAUAUCACAGAGAGAUAAUAUCUUAAUUUAAAGAGUAAUUUAGUUU